This is a messenger RNA of Daldinia caldariorum, 1561 nucleotides long. Its product is annotated as Snf7-domain-containing protein. The transcript has 3 exons. NCBI's taxonomy places the organism in Eukaryota, Fungi, Ascomycota, Sordariomycetes, Xylariales, Hypoxylaceae. The record is from RefSeq and is a predicted model, not a curated record. The coding region runs from base 340 to 963 and encodes 207 amino acids. Gene Ontology annotation, cellular component: ESCRT III complex; multivesicular body. Gene Ontology annotation, biological process: vesicle budding from membrane; late endosome to vacuole transport via multivesicular body sorting pathway.
AAUUAAUGCAAGUGCUUACAUAUUUUAUACCUUUAAAAGGAUAGUCAGGUAGGUACUGAUAAAGACAAGCACAGAUGCAACAGGCCCUCCCACCCCUGCAAUCGAUAAUGGAACGCCCGCUCACUUAAAAGCUCGUGACAACAUUAACGCCCUUCAACUCUUUCGCCGUCUCUAACUAAUAACGCACACAUGCUCAACAAACUCGGCCGAUCAAUCACUAAAAGAACCAGGCUGCCCUGAGAAGGCAUCUGCCUGACCAUCGCGCUCUUCCAUCAAUCCUCGGUAUUGCUAGACAAUGCGCGCUUCGCAUCUCGGAGCAGAUUCCAGGGCACGGCGAACAUGGGUAAUAAUUCGAGCCGAGUGACGGCCCAGGAUAAGGCAAUCCUCGACCUCAAAUUACAGCGAGAUAAAUUGCACCAGUACCAGCGGCGCAUCACGGUACUAACCGAUAAGGAGACCGCCGUGGCGCGACAGAUGCUAGCAGCUGGUGACAAGAAGCGCGCCUUGCUAGCUCUGCGCCGCAAGAAAUACCAGGAGUCCCUGCUCGAGAAGACGGACGCACAGCUUGCGCAGCUGGAACAGCUAACCCGCAACGUCGAGUUCGCCCUCAUUCAGAAAGACGUCGUGUUCGGCCUGGAGCAGGGUACCAAGGUGCUCCGCGAUAUCCACGCCGAGAUGGGCGGCAUCGAGCACGUCGAGAAGCUUAUGGGCGAUACAGCAGAUGCGAUUGCUUACCAGAAGGAGGUGAGCGAGAUGCUAGGCGGCAGAAUUACAAACCAAGACGAGGAUGAAGUCGAAGACGAGUUAGCUGCCCUCGAACAGGAAGUUAAUGGACCCGCGAAACUACCUAACGUUCCGGAUACUAAGAUCCCUCCGUUGGAAGUUAAAGAACCACAACAAGUGACGGCACAGGAGCAAGAAGCGGGACAGGAACCGGAAAGGAGAGCUAUGCUUACUGCAUAACAUUGGCGCGAACAGUCGGAAUAUUAAGAAGCCGCCAGUAAUUACGACAUUGGCGAAUGGUUACAUAAUGAAUUACUGCUUGGAAACUAGAAGAAGAAAAAAUGCGUUCUUGGGUUUGGAUAUCUACACAAAGACACCGGUCCUCUUUUUUUUUAUUUUUUUAUUUUUUUAGUAGUAACACUGACCUCAACGCUUCUUGCUAGUCAGCGCAGGUAAGCAUUCUGCCAGAGUUGGGGAAGAAGGUACCUAGGCGUAGAUGGUGCUUUAGGUUAGAUAGUAUCGUGAACACAAACUGUUGGGGGGUAUUGGCCGUGUAAUGCACAAAUAAAGUAACACGGCUUCACUAAUGCUUUUGUGACCUAAUUCAUCCUGUUGCCGGUACUAUUAUAGCUUAUUAUAGCGGGCCUACUAGCCUAGGUAUUAGAUUGCCAAAAUGCUGACAGCAAUUCAAAUAAUUCAAACAAACCUCAUUGGUCAAUGGCCCGUUACCCACUCAACUACGCACAAUUCUUGUAAAUCCCAGCGUGCAACUACGUCAUGAGGAAUGAUCACAGCUCUACGCAAAACCAUGGCAACAAUGACAUUCCCGCACGAAAAA